Messenger RNA from Aethina tumida (small hive beetle), 784 nucleotides. Its product is annotated as WAP four-disulfide core domain protein 2. Gene Ontology annotation, molecular function: peptidase inhibitor activity. The transcript has 2 exons. The record is from RefSeq and is a predicted model, not a curated record. NCBI's taxonomy places the organism in Eukaryota, Metazoa, Arthropoda, Insecta, Coleoptera, Nitidulidae. The coding region runs from base 227 to 607 and encodes 126 amino acids. Gene Ontology annotation, cellular component: extracellular region.
UUUUCUCCCGCACUUAAGACGCAUCGCACAGACGUCAAUUUAAAUAAAAUACGAAUUAUUCAAAUGUAUCAUUAAUAUUAAAACCGCAGAUUUUUUAAUACCGAGUUUGUGAGGUAAUUUUGUGCCGGUCAAUUAAUCCGAAAAGAAACACUUCCUUACGGAGCUGAAUCGGAUUGUCGUUUCCUGUGAUUUUGAUGUGUUUUUGAUAUUCCAACACAACGUCGACAUGUCUCUAAAACUGGCCUUUUGUUUGGUUCUUUUGAGCUACGUUGCUGCUCAGCAUCAUAAAAGUGGGCAGUGUCCGAGGCUGGAAGUGGAUUUUUUGAAGUGCAGUUUAGCUUGUUACUCGGAUUCGGAUUGCGAAGGUUCCGCCAAGUGCUGCAGGACUUCUUGCGGUGGUACUGCUUGUGCAAAACCUUUAGUACCAAAGGUGGUGGCAAAUGGAAAAAGCGGGUAUUGCCCAAAUCCUCCUACUGGUCCUUGGGUUUGCACCAGUCGUUGUAGUAUAGAUAAAGACUGUCACGGAUCAAAGAAAUGCUGCAAGAAUAGAUGUGGAGCCAUGGCAUGCGUUAAACCAGAAACAGAGCCGCAACAAUUUGAUUACUGAUUUUAUUAGUAUUAUUACUAUAUUAAACAUAAUUUAAAUGUACAUUUAUUCAUAUUAUUCAUGUUAUUUAAUAACUUAAAAAUAAUCAUGUAUUAUUAAUAUAUUAAUAUGCUGCGUAAAAUAUUUUAAAAUAUAUUUAUUCAUAUUAUAUCAAAUAUAUUAACGCUUGUUAAAAGU